AUUCAAACCUGGAACAUCUCGCUAACGAUCAUGAUCAAUGUUCAGACUCCUUGUGGUCAUUGUCAGAACUCGUGUGGGCCGUUUUCUGUUUGUGUGGUGGUCCCUGGUGCUUUUGGUGGCGCGUGCGCCAAUUGCGCGUAUCAAUCUCGGUUCCGCCCUUGCUCCCUACACCCGUAGGAUGACGACGAUGAUAAUGACAAGACGCAUUAGCAUGCGCAUUUUGGAGGAUACGAAGAAGAAGAUGAUGACGACGAAGAUAGAUGCCAACUCGGCGCAAUUCAAAAGACCCACCGGGCAUUAUGACUGACAUUUCCUCUCCUCUACACAGUGAUUAUGCUUGUGAUAAGUCUGUUCUACUAAUAACCACACUUUCAGACUCCCCGAAAGUGGCUUUCCAUAUUUCA
Messenger RNA from Mollisia scopiformis, 404 nucleotides. RefSeq lists its product as uncharacterized. The coding region runs from base 38 to 307 and encodes 89 amino acids. Lineage: Eukaryota; Fungi; Ascomycota; Leotiomycetes; Helotiales; Mollisiaceae. The record is from RefSeq and is a predicted model, not a curated record. The transcript is spliced from 5 exons.